AUGAACCACUCGCCGACAUCCACGUCCUCCCACGAAGACGCCGCCGAGAACACCGCCGAUGAGGAGGAUUCGGAGGACUACUGCAAGGGCGGCUACCAUCCCGUCACCAUCGGCGAGAAGUUCAAGGAUGGCAAGUACACGAUUGUGCGCAAGCUGGGCUGGGGCCACUUCUCCACCGUCUGGCUGAGCCGCGACAACACCAACGGCAAGCACGUCGCCCUCAAGGUUGUGCGCUCCGCCGCCCACUACACCGAGACCGCCAUCGACGAAAUCAAGCUCCUUAGCAAGAUUGUGCAGGCCAAGCCCGACCACCCCGGCCGCAAGCACGUCGUCAGCCUUCUCGACUCGUUCGAACACAAGGGCCCCAACGGCACCCACGUCUGCAUGGUGUUCGAGGUCCUGGGCGAGAAUCUUCUUGGUCUGAUCAAGAAGUGGAAUCAUAGGGGGAUUCCCAUGGCCCUGGUCAAGCAGAUCACCAAGCAGGUCCUCCUCGGCCUCGAUUACCUCCAUCGGGAGUGCGGCAUCAUCCACACCGACCUCAAGCCCGAGAACGUCUUGAUCGAGAUCGGCGACGUCGAGCAGAUUGUCAAGAGAGUUGUAAAGAACGAGCCUGCAGACAAGGAAAACAACCGUAACGGCCGCAGGCGUCGGAGGACCCUCAUCACCGGCAGCCAGCCAUUACCCUCGCCCCUCAACGCAUCAUUUAAUCAGAACAACCUCUUCCCUUCGCCAAGCUCCCAUGGCUCCAGUCUCGGCCAGAUGCUGCACGAAGGAUCAAAAUACGAUUCUUCGCCGAGGCGGGACGGCGAUGACAAGCAGAAGCAGCGGGAAAAGUCAGCAGAUGUCCUCUCUAGAGAAGUUUCGGGCAUCUCGCUUGAUAAGGCCGGCGAGAAGCGCAAGGCAGAAGACAGCCACGGCUUUGACAUAAUCAGUGUCAAGAUCGCAGACCUGGGCAACGCCUGCUGGGUCAACCACCAUUUCACAAACGACAUUCAGACGAGGCAAUAUCGGUCGCCCGAGGUGAUCUUGGGCUCCAAAUGGGGCGCUAGCACAGAUGUUUGGAGUAUGGCGGCGAUGGUUUUCGAACUCAUCACGGGUGACUAUCUCUUCGAUCCUCAGUCGGGGACAAAGUACGGUAAAGACGACGACCACAUCGCACAGAUAAUCGAGCUGCUGGGCCCGUUCCCAAAGUCGCUCUGCCUUUCGGGCAAGUGGUCGCAGGAGAUAUUCAACCGCAAGGGAGAGCUGCGCAACAUCCACCGGCUGAGGCAUUGGGCGUUGCCCGAGGUGCUGAAGGAGAAGUACCACUUCAAAGAGGAGGAUGGCAGGAGAAUUGCCGACUUCCUCCUGCCCAUGCUGGAGCUUAUACCAGAAAAGCGGGCGAACGCGGGCGGCAUGGCUGGCCACGUCUGGCUGGAGGACACCCCAGGCAUGAAGGGCGUCCGGAUCCCAGGGAUCGACGUCGGCAGCCGGGGCGAGGGCAUAGACGGGUGGGCCAACGAGGUUCGCAAACGCUGA
Molecule: messenger RNA, 1518 nt
Organism: Gaeumannomyces tritici R3-111a-1
Lineage: Eukaryota; Fungi; Ascomycota; Sordariomycetes; Magnaporthales; Magnaporthaceae
Product: CMGC/SRPK protein kinase
Exons: 4
Coding region: 1-1518 (505 amino acids)
Biological process (GO): spliceosomal complex assembly; regulation of mRNA processing; protein phosphorylation
Molecular function (GO): protein kinase activity; ATP binding
Source: RefSeq, a predicted model, not a curated record